This is a messenger RNA of Bipolaris sorokiniana ND90Pr, 1293 nucleotides long. RefSeq lists its product as uncharacterized. Gene Ontology annotation, biological process: negative regulation of DNA-templated transcription. Gene Ontology annotation, molecular function: transcription factor binding; transcription corepressor activity. Gene Ontology annotation, cellular component: nucleus. The record is from RefSeq and is a predicted model, not a curated record. The transcript is spliced from 3 exons. NCBI's taxonomy places the organism in Eukaryota, Fungi, Ascomycota, Dothideomycetes, Pleosporales, Pleosporaceae. The coding region runs from base 121 to 918 and encodes 265 amino acids.
AUGCCAAGAUAACGAAUUGUGAAUCUGUUUUGUCGCGCAUGCUAUAAAACCUGAUUGAAUACUAUUGGAGCACAUCGAGUGCUUUUAUCAUUGGUUUGCGACAAGGCUGUGACCUCCAACAUGGCCGCCCCAGCGAAGAUUGACCGACAAACAACCACACCUUUCUUAUUGCGUCUCUUCUUCAAGCAAGGAUCAUUCCACAGGUUAGAUGAGUUCGAUCCGACACUACCACGUCUUCCAACAAAUGUCCAAAUCUACACAUGGCAAAGCUGCACUCUGCGCGAACUUUGUCAGCUUCUCCUUAGCGCAGUACCAUCAAUGCUACCACAACCAUAUGCUGGAUCGCGCAUCGCAUUCCGACUCGUAUACCCGGACAUACAAGGCUCCAACAGACCAGGCGCACCAGGACGAUUUAUAUCGCGAGACAUAGGCUCUGUCAUAGUAGGCGCCCCGUCAAGGAACGAUGACGUUGACAUGGAAAUGAGUGAGGGGGGAAGUGUCGCGGAAGCUCUCAAGCAGCUGGAUGGUGACCCAGACAGGACCCUUGCAGACGUCAAAUUCCUUAUCGGUGAUUACAUCGCAUGUGCAAUCCUCCCACCAUUGCCUGAUGGCGGGGUCCCUGCCGCUCCACCACCACUAUCUGGACCAGGAAGGGGACCGCCAGCAGGCUCGUAUGGUGGACGGGGUAGAGAGAAUGGCUUCGGCGGUCGAGGUGAUUGGGGCGGAUAUGGAAGAGGAGGAAGAGGGGGAGGUGGUAGAUUCGACGACAGAAGGAUGAGUGGGGGAGGGGUGCCGUCAGGCGAAUGGAGAAGAGGUGAAGCACCACCAGAGCGAGAGCCAGGAUUUGGAAGAGGAGGGAGAGGACGUGGAGGCGGAGAUGAUUGGCGUGACCGGGGCAGAGGCAGAGGCCGCUGGUAGUCACGCCGUGUGUCAGAGGGCUUUUCCAAUAGACUCCAAAUGUUCAUUCACUCACAAGAGCCAAAUUAUACCCACUUUCACCACCUUCGAGACUCAUGAAUAUGCCAUGACGGUGGAAACAGUUAAAAAGUAAAACAUAUCUACGUCUCGAUUCCAUGAGAUUGUUGUUCAAUACAAAGCCGGUAUCUCGAUCCCAUCAAGACGCAUUGAAAGUCAAGCGGCGGCCUAUAUCCCCAGCUCUUAGAUAAUCUGCGAGUGCGCUUCUCUUAGUGAGUACGUGAAAAAACCCGAGUAUUCAUACAAGAGUGGCCCAGUAUACACCAAUAGAGUCCUCUCGAGAAAAACUUACCUUUCUUCUUUGUUUCAAGUUCGCUU